AUGGAGGCUGUUGCCAACGCAUGGGAAACCGUCGAUUGGGACAGAUUACAGACACGAAUCGAAGCCGAGAUUUCCGCAUUGGGUGCCCGACAAGACGACAGCGAGGAGCGUCGAAAGCGUCUCGUCGAGGAGAGCAACGCCUAUCGCGAAAGGACCGACAAAGAGACCCGCAAACCCGCCAUCCCAUUGAUCAAAGCGUUCCAACAAGAGUUUGAUGGAUUAAUUGCGCGGAGUCAAGCGGCCGAGUCGGCUCUCAUCGAUAUAUGCUCGCAAAUCACGAAUCUGCCAGAUCCGAAAAGCGUUCUGAAAGGCGCCGAAGCGUGGAAAUCGGACGCUGAGAAGACGAUCAAAGCGGUUGAAGAACGCGAACAACUUCGACGACAGCUUGAAGAAACGAGAAGUGAACUAGCCGAGCUGCAGAAUCACGAUGUUGAACUGCGCAAACUGAAAUCGAUAGCAUUGAAACGUGAGACGGAACACGAGAAGCUCAUCGAAUCGGCGAUCGACGAGGUUGAGCGGCGAACGCGCGACGAGUUCGAGAAGCAGCUCGAGGAGAUGAAUUUGAAAAACGAGAAAAUGCGCAUCGAGUCUGAAAUCCUUGAGAAGAAGGUCAAUGAUCUUGAGGCGAGAAAUCGCGACACGCAGAGGAAGCUUGAUGUCGCCAAAUUGGCGGUCAGUCAAAAUGAGACAUUUGAGAGCGAGCAGCUCUCGAUAGCCGUCAAAGAUCUUGCCGACGCAAAUUUGAGAAUUGUAUGUCUUGAAGAGAAGCUUGCGGAGAUGACCGCUGAGCUGAACAAAUCAAACGAGCAGCACACGCAUAAUGGGAUUGCCGAUAUUGCGGCUCUCGGCGGUUUGAUGAUCGAGAAAGAUGAGCAGAUUAGCCGAUUGCAAGAGGAGAAGAAGGAGAUGCAAAAGAGAUAUGAUGAAGAGAUCAAAAGAUGGCGGGAGAAGGUGGUGAAAAUCGAGAAAGAGCAAGCGCGACAGAAAACGAUAAUUGAGGAAUUGAAGACGAGACUCGAAUCGCAAGGCGACUAUGAUGCGAUUAAAAAAGAAUUGAGAUUACUCCGCGAAAUCGAAUUCGGCACCGCCGACACGAAUUCGGAGACGUCGGAGCACGUCGGCGAACCCGUUGAAACGCUCGACAAACUCCUUUCCGAUAAGAAUCGACGAUUGCAAAAUGAGAAUGCGAGCCUUCGGGUGCUUAAUGAGAAUCUCAAAGGCGAGCCUGUCACCGUCACAUUGGCUGAGGAGCCGGAAAUCAAGGAAUCAGCUUUGCCCAAGGUGAAAGCCGCUCCUGUUAAGGAAGAUGAGAAAAGCUUGGAUCUUCUAUCGCUUCUGAGGAAGAUCAAAUCUACUACUACUACUACUACAACUCCUACUAGUCAAGAUAUUAAUAAGACUGUGAAGACUCCGACCCAUACCAUCACCACAUGCGCACUUCCUCCCCCUGUUGUUAGGAAGAAUGUGAUGGUUGCUGAAACGGAUUCGGAUGAGACUGAUUUGAAAUUGGCUUCGUCGAGCAUCAACGUUGAUCCGAGCGAAAUUGUGGAAUCGAAAAAGAUCGCCAAAAUGCAGGCUCGAAUUGCUGAAAAUGUGCGCAAUUUGGGAUUGCGACCGUUGAAUACGACGGAGAUUGCGAAACAAUGCAAACGACUCAUGUUAGCUUAUAACAUUGGUCAGCGAUUAUUCGCGAAGCAUGUGAUGAAUCAGGUAGUCAAGUCGCAAGGAUCUCUUUCCGAAUUGCUAUCGAAACCGAGACAUUGGAGCAAAUUGACGGAUAAAGGUCGCGAGGCGUUCCGACGAAUCUAUGGAUGGCUUUCCGAUGAAGUCGCCAUCAAUUUGCUUUGCUCAUUGAGCCCGAGACGCAAUUGGCCAGCGACUGAAACGGUGCCGCAUCCAUUACCCGAAUCGAUGUGGGAAUCGAGCAUCGGAUUCCUUGAAGCGUCGCCGCCCGUCGAGGAGCUGAAGGAGAAUCCAUUGAAGGCGCAGAGCGCACGCGAGGAUCAAUAUCGAAACGCGGAACGAGCUCGUCCGACCGUUGUUACGAAUGGCGGUGUUCAUCCGAAUCGAUCGAGUCGAUGGAGACAUGAUGAUAUUCCGAAAGAGAAAAUCAUGAGCAUUUUUCAAAACGAACUAGCCAAGCUUAAAGAGCAGACGGUUACCAAGAGCUCGGGAUCUUCAUCAAGCUCGCCUAGAAAAUUCACUGGACCGACGGAAUUUACGAAUUUGAGCGCCGUGGAUCGCGUAAUGCGCCAGCGGAUCAACACGGGAUUGGUGCCGAUCACCCAAGCGCAAUUCGACGAAUUCGCCCAUAUUGACACCGAGCAGCUUGUUCGACAAGUCAAAGAGUUUUUGAUGGUCCAUUCGAUAUCGCAACGCCAGUUUGGAGAAUAUGUUCUCGGAUUGUCGCAAGGCUCGGUGUCGGAUUUAUUGGCGCGACCGAAAUCGUGGAAUCUGCUAACGCAAAAGGGACGAGAGCCGUUCAUUCGAAUGAAAUUGUUCAUGGAUGAGGUGAACGAUUGCGUCGAUGACAAACAGCCGCAGGUGCGCGUUCUCAGCGAUGAUUCGGAAUUGGCGAUCGCAUUGGCGUCGAUUUUGAAAGGAGCGAACGGCGCGAUUUCGCCUGAGAAGGAGCAAGUGGCGACCAUUUUUGAGAAUAUUGAAGUCAAAAAGGAGCCGAUAUCCGAAAUUGAUAUGAUCAUGGAAAUGGAAAGUGGAAGCAAUUUGGAAGGGCUUGUCAAGUAUGUUGAUAAUACUGGCGAAGAGAUUCUGGACACCAUUGAGCUUGUUAGAAGGGUUCGCAAGAUUCUUGACGAUAACGGUGUCUCCUAUAGGGUAUUCGGUGAUUUUUAUCUAAAAUGCUCGCCAAAUUUGUGCGCCGAGCUACUGAUCCGUACGAGACCUUACGAGCAACUCAAACCGUUUGAGCGAUUAAUCGCGAUGAAGAUGAAAAUGUUUUUGACUGAUCGUGAUGCAAUCCUAUUGUUGAUCGAGAAGGAGGCGGCGCGUGAAGGGACGAAAGAUCGCCUCGACGCAUUGUUCCGAGAGAAUCGGCCGGUUAAACGCAAAGUCGAGCCGGAGCCGGUCGACGAUGAUUGGGAGCCGAAUGCAAAGAAGCCAAUCCAGCGUACCGUCAUUUCCGAUGUGCAAAAGGAUAUCCUGCGAUUCGUUUUUGUGAAUGAGCCGCACCCGGGACAGGAUAUUUGCGAAAUGCUUGCCAAUCGUCUUGAUAUGAAUGUUCGGACUGUGCAGAAUUGGUUCCAUAAUCAUCGAACUCGCACGAAAGCCCGCGAACGCGAAGGAAAGGUGUAUUCCGAUGCGAUCCCUACUAAUAAUGCUGUGAUCAGUCCAACAUGGAGGAGUGAGCUUCAGACAAUGCUCAAUAACUUUAGACCUGGCGAUGCUUCAAGCAGUCAACGAGCUUCAUUCUCUCGAUCGCCUUCAUCGACAGUAUCGGGACCAUUGGAUCAGUCGGAUAUUGUUUCAUCGAUUAUCUCGAAUAUCAAGAGAGACACCAAGGCGAAAAUGGGUGUCAUCUCGCAAGCGCCGCCGAAAACACUUGCUGACAUCAUCGCGGCGACGCCGAAAUCGAAGCUCGCUAUCAAAAAGCCGGCCACUAGCGGCCAAUUGGACAAAUUGGAAAACCAAAGAGAAGUUGUCGGAUUGCGUUCGCGAUGCGAUAUUGCUGAAAAUCUUGUCGCGAAGCUCGAAAACGAUCUCGCGAGCGCUAUUGGAUGUAAUACGAAUACGGAGACUCUCGGAACGCUCGACAUGCUUCGUUCGUCCGACACCGCGCCAUCGGCGUCGCUGGUGCCGAUUCUCACCUCGCAACGAAAUCGGCUGCAUGAGAAGGUGAGCCAGUUGGAGGAGAUGCUUGCCGCUGAGAAGACACGCCAAAUGGCGGUUCAGUCGGAAAUUGAAAAGGUCCGAAGCGACAAUGUCAAAUUGAAUGAGAAGAUUCGAUUCCUUCAAGGAGGAAGCUACAAUCCAAGCCAAUCCGUAGUUAUCGAAGAUGAUGCUUAUGAGACGCCGUUCCGCAAGUUUUCAUCGCAGGAGAGGAAUAAUCGCCUACAAUUGCAUGAUCGAGCUACACUGCAAUUGGGCCGCGCGAUUUUGGCGUCAUCGAAAUCUCGAAUGAUCUUCUUCUUCUACUUGCUUUUCCUUCAUUUACUAAUAAUGAUGGUUCUUUACAAAUUCGCGUUCGAUCAAGCGUCGCUUCGCGAUCAGGAAACCGAAUGCGAAUACAAAUUCCAUCAGCAUAUGGCCGAAAGUCAUAAGGGAAAUUAA
Caenorhabditis bovis is the source of this 4287-nucleotide messenger RNA. Lineage: Eukaryota; Metazoa; Nematoda; Chromadorea; Rhabditida; Rhabditidae. The record is from the annotation of a GenBank genome assembly.